AUGGCAUCCCUCCGGCCCCCUUUCACACUAGAAACGGCGCGAGAGAAAGUCAAGUUCGCCCAGAACAUGUGGAACACGCAAAACCCGGAACAGGUGUCCAAGGGAUACACGGCCGACUGUGUGUGGCGCAACCGCGACUCGUUCUUCCGCGGCACAGAGAAGAUCAUUGCGUUCCUCACCAAGAAGUGGGAAAAGGAGAAGAACUAUCGGCUGCGCAAGGAAUUGUUCGCUUUCACCGACGACAAGAUCGCCGUGCAGUUCUGGUAUGAGUACCAGGACAGCCACGACGGGAUGAAGUGGAAGAGAUGCUACGGGCUGGAAGAUUGGACGUUCGAUCGGGAGUCUGGCAAGAUGCGGAAGAGACAGAUGAGCGCCAACGAUAUCGUGCUCGGGAGGAAUGGUGACGGUGUCGCGGUACCGGAAGAGGCAAUCGAGGGACGAUGGUAUCUCAAUGGAGUGGACGUUGAUGAUCAAAGUGUCACGGAGAAACUCACCGAGGCUCAUUACUGA
Messenger RNA from Capronia coronata CBS 617.96, 510 nucleotides. RefSeq lists its product as uncharacterized. The transcript has a single exon. The record is from RefSeq and is a predicted model, not a curated record. NCBI's taxonomy places the organism in Eukaryota, Fungi, Ascomycota, Eurotiomycetes, Chaetothyriales, Herpotrichiellaceae. The coding region runs from base 1 to 510 and encodes 169 amino acids.